AUGGGGUACUUAGUCAACAAUAUUAGGCGAAGACUUCACAUUUACGCAGGAAACACUUGCCUUAACAUAGAAAAUCGAACCGAACCUGUACCUGUGUACUCUAUUAGACGGAACAUUCCCUUGUCUUCUGUGAAUAAUUGGAGUAAAAAAGAAAUUGACGUUACUCGUCCAAAGCAUCAUCAUCAAUUAGCUGAAGAUAUUUCUCCACAACAGCCAUUCAAUACUCGUCUUCAAGCCUUCAAGAUUUUGGUAAACUCUCAGCUCUCUGAUGUUGUUUCAUGUGAUUAUUGGAGUGUAUUUCAAAAACAUUUAGUGGAAAGCCUUUGUGAUCCGGAUGCAGAAAUUUUCAAAUUGAGUCUUACCAUACAUGCUAAAUUAUUAACAUUAUCUUAUAAUAUUAUGAGAGAAGGUUUCUCAAGUUUAAUUGAAGGAUUAAGGUCUCAUUACUCAAGAAAAUUCCACAAAUUUUUGCCAAGUUUUGAUCGUGGACUAGAAUUUCUUAAUCCUGUUCAUCAUCGAAUAAUUAAAAUAUCACACUUAAUAUUAGAAACAACUAAGCUAGUUCCAGAACACUGGGUAAGAAUGGGAGAGAAAGCUGUAGAAGAAAUUAUGAAUAUAUUUCUAGCAGUAAUCUCUAUGCACACAUUUGAUAGUAUGAAUUCAAAAAGUGUAUUAUAUCCAUUUCAUGUGAUGACAACUAUAGAUCCUAAAGCUAAAUGGUGUAGGAUUUGGCUUCAUUGUGGGUUUGGGCGACGUGUAUUUAUGUCUCAGCAAUCCCGAGUUAUUACUCUUUUAAGGUAUGUAGUAGAGGAAAUAUCAAACUAUCUACCUACAAAAGGAGAAGGGAAACCCACUAAGCCAAUCAAUUUUAUUUGUAAAAAAUCUGUUAGACUUUCUGUGUUUAGCCAUUGUGUCAAUAUUCUGUGUUGUUUUGCCACCUACAAAAGGGGCCAUUCUUUCUUUCCUUUGUCUUGUAAAAUUAAAAAUGAUCCAGUAACCCUUUCUGAAAUGCUUUGCACACUGAUUAAUCAUUUAAAUUGUAGUCAAGAAUUAAAUUUAUUAAAUUUUAAAAUUAUAUCUGAUGCAAUGGUGGCACUUAUUCAAACAAAAGAAUCACCCUUCUUGUCUCUCGCUGAAGUCUUUACAGUUUGCUUAGAACCAAUGAAAGAAGUCAUUGACCACCCAACAGAAUUUUCUAAUCACCAUAUACCAUGGCAUACAAUUGAUAUUUUAGAAGCUUUGUCAAAAAAUGAGACAGGAAUGAUGUUUCUUGUGGAGGGCAAAAGUAAUGGUGAACAUAAAAUGAUAUCACCUUGGGGUAAGGUGCAUAAUACUGAUAUAGUUCCCAAUUUCCAUCCUGUGAAUAUAAUUAUGGAUUAUACUGAUAUCCUAUUAAGACGUAGAGAGACUAGUGAAAGGGCAUUGAUACCAUUACUCCAUGUAUGUACAGUUUUUUUUAAAUAUUAUGACUUAUGUUCAGCGUCAUCCAAAUUAUCCCUAAUUGAGAGUUCUGUUAUUCAUUUUCAGUAUUUUCAAUCUCAAAGUAAAGAUAUAUUUCAUUCGAAGAUAGAAGGAAGUUGUGUGGAAUCAGAAGAAUUAAAGAAAUCUGUUAUUAAUUUUUUGGCUAGUGUUGUUAGUCAACCUGGUGGUUUAUUGGCAGUUAUUCAGUGUGGUUUGAACAUUUUAGAUCUCGUACCUUUAGUGUUUCAAAAUUCAUUUUUGUUAUGGGAAUCAUCAGAGUUUCGGAGAUUAGUUUCAAUGUUCACAGUACUUCAAGAAGUGGAAGAUACCAUGGCCAUUGAAUGUACAAAGCCAUUAAGUAUAGUACUAUGCAACCUGUGGACUGCCUUAGAAGAUGAGGAAUCAUUUGUAAGAGGAAUAGAAAGAAAUAUUAACACUGCAAUUAUGCAUUACAUGAAUGUUGCACAUACUUUCACUUGCACACUUUCUGGAACAAAAAUUUUUUUUUCUGAAUAUGAAGGAAGUGAAGAAACCUUAUUAGAGAAUGGUUACAAUCCUAUUUCUCCAGCUGAGUUGAUUAUGAUAGAACAUUCCAAUGAUCCGUGGCACAAAGUUGCCUUGCUCACUUUGCAAACUGUUACAAGAAAUCUUGAUGCCUGGUUGUAUGUGGAGUCAAAAUUCAACAUUGAGAAACGGCUUGUGCAAGUACAGCUACAAAAUGUGACAUCGCCCAUAUUUGAGAAACCAUCUUUGGGAGAAAGUGACGCCAAAAAGAACAUUAUAGUUGAUGAAUGUAGUUUACUUCGCCACCAGAUUUUAACAAAGACCCAUAUUAUAAGCAAACUUUCACAAGAGGCUUUUUCUGAUUUCAACACAGAAAUUUUAGAAAGCUUCAUGUCCAUACAGUUUCCUGAACAGAAGACAGAUGUAACUGGGCAAGUUACGUAUAAUCUUUCUGGUAAAUCUGAAUUCCAUCGAUUGCUUGAGAGUUCAGAUGAAAUCACAAACAACACACAUUGGCUUAUUUGUGCUAGAAAAGCAUUCCGCUCGAAGCAGGAAGAUGUUAUUGCAAGUUCCAUUGUUUCCUUGAUAAAAUGUGUCUCUCAAUGUAAUGGUGAAUUGAACACUGUACUUAUUUGGGUUAAUGAUCCUUCCAUCUUGAACCACGAUAUAUGUGCUGAAGAAAUGUUAGGAGUCAAAAUAUCUGUUAGAUAUGGUGUGCAGAUAGGACUUUUGGAGGAGGAAUUACCUAAUAAUCAUUUACUUAAAGAACUUUUACAACGUACUCAAACUGUUUUACAAAUUGAUAAAAACUCUAUCUUUAGAGGCUUUGAUUGGUUUAUUUCAUCUGUUUUUUUACUAUGUUCAGGAAAUUUAGAAGAGUGUCAAACAUUUUUAAAUAAUUUUGUUACUUUACAAGUUAGUUUGAUACUCUGGCCAUCAUUUGCAGAAAGCAGAGGUGUAAAUCAUUUGUGUAUUGUUUUCAGCUCAUUAUUAGAAAUGGUAAUUUCAGAAAAUGUCCCCCUUGCUUCUGCUGCACUCCGUGCAACAGGUAUUCCUUGGGGGGUUGUGUGCUAUAGCUGGUUGAGUCAGUGCUUCUGGACCAUUCUCAAAUGGAACCAAGUGUGUGAGUGGUUGACUCUGUGCAUUCUUUACCCACCUGAUAUAAUAAUUUAUUAUUGUGCUGCUUUGCUUCAUUAUUUGCAGCCAAAAAUCCUGCGAGCUGCUGUAGAUGAGUUUACUUGGGAUCAACUGGUGCAUGAGAAUUUUAUUGGCUUUUCCAUCACAGAUCAAAUGACUUUUUUGGACAAAUUAGUUAAAGAACAUCGAACUACUGUCCUGCCUAAGUUACUCCGUGCAGUAGAGAUUGCACAGUGA
This is a messenger RNA of Gryllus bimaculatus (two-spotted cricket), 3339 nucleotides long. The record is from the annotation of a GenBank genome assembly. NCBI's taxonomy places the organism in Eukaryota, Metazoa, Arthropoda, Insecta, Orthoptera, Gryllidae.